UCCACCACCUGAUCGCUGCAUUAUAAAUCCAAACAGCUGAUCAGAGAGUCUUCAGAAAUUCAGGACCUUCUACAGCGGCUGCGGCAGAGCCUGGGAGCUGUCCAGCGCUGACAAGAUCCGCCAGCCCCGAGCGGAACAAUAAGAAUUGCGGCACACGGCGCAGGAGGGGACGCCGGGAACCCAAGCUAGGAGCCGCUCCCGAGCGCCGGGAGCUGUCCAGUGCUGAACUCGCGGGCGAUGUCUGAGGACCCAGCUCCGGGCUGGUGACCCUGGACCUCAGGGUGGGCUUUGGAGCCGCCUCCCCUGCUGCACAAAAGCCGCUGGAACAAGGACUGAUUGCACCAGGCGGGGUCCGGGGCUGGGGACUGCACGUCGGAGCCCAACCUACAGCAAGCCACAAAGCCAUAGCGCCCAGGAGCCCUUUUCUAACUGUCCUUUUUUUAAAGCUUUUUUUUUGGGGGGGGGGGGUCCAUUUCUUCCCCCCUCUAAUCGCUGACCCAGCAACCAUCGGCCAGCUGCCGCGUGUCUCCCGUUUCGGCCGCGUGUAGAAACCAUGCCAAGAUCUUUCCUGGUCAAAAAGGUCAAACUCGAUGAUUUCUCUUCGGCGGAUCUAGAGAACUCGUACGGCAGAUCUCGGGCAGACUUCAGCUCGCGGCUCCAUGACAAGGGGUACAUCCGUGACUACAUCACCCCGUCGGUCUAUGAAGGCGAAAGCGAAAGCGCCAUCAAGGUGCCCUCGCCUGACCCGAUCUACCCUGGCGCGCACGGGGACUAUGGCGCGCCGGACUCGGACCAGCCCGACAGCCCGCACUCGGAGAUCGCGGCCGGCUACAUCAACGGGGACGCGGCGGUGAGCGAGGGCUACGCGGUGGACGCCUUCUUCAUCACGGACGGGCGGUCGCGGCGCAAGGUGGUGAGCGGGGCGCGCAGCCUGCAGCGGCACCGGUGCAGCGAGUGCGGCAAGACCUACGCCACCUCCUCCAACCUCAGCCGGCACAAGCAGACGCACCGCAGCCUGGACAGCAAGAUGGCCAAGAAGUGCCCGACCUGCGGCAAGGUCUACGUCUCCAUGCCGGCCAUGGCCAUGCACCUGCUCACCCACGACCUCAAGCACAAGUGUGACAUCUGCGGCAAGGCCUUCAGCCGGCCUUGGCUGCUCCAGGGCCACAUGCGCUCGCACACGGGCGAGAAGCCCUUCGGCUGCGCGCACUGCGGCAAGGCCUUCGCCGACCGCUCCAACCUGCGCGCCCACAUGCAGACCCACUCGGCCUUCAAGCACUUCAAGUGCAAACGCUGCAGCAAGACCUUCGCCCUCAAGUCCUAUCUCAACAAGCACUACGAGUCGGCCUGCUUCAAGGGGGCCGUCCCGCCGCUCAGCCCCAUCGAGACCUGA
Trachemys scripta elegans is the source of this 1393-nucleotide messenger RNA. RefSeq names its product scratch family transcriptional repressor 1 (gene SCRT1). NCBI's taxonomy places the organism in Eukaryota, Metazoa, Chordata, Testudines, Emydidae. The coding region runs from base 554 to 1393 and encodes 279 amino acids. Gene Ontology annotation, molecular function: RNA polymerase II cis-regulatory region sequence-specific DNA binding; DNA-binding transcription factor activity, RNA polymerase II-specific. The record is from RefSeq and is a predicted model, not a curated record. The transcript has 2 exons. Gene Ontology annotation, biological process: regulation of DNA-templated transcription.